GCGAUCCACACUAGUAAAAGCGCGUGCAUUCCGGAUUGAGCUACCGCGCAGUGCGCUCGGGCACCACGGUUUCGAAAUACUCCGUACGACACACACCGCACAGUCGCAGUUCGUGCACGCGAACGAAAACAGCGCGAAGCGAAAUUUUCGAAUCGCGCUGCGAGACCGCGAAGACAUAGUCACUUUUUAUUGCCCCCACAACUUUUAUUACUAUUAUUGCGUAACCGCCAACCGUAACAAUAAUCAUUUGAUUAAACUAUUAUCGCCGAUGCCGAAUAUCCAGUAAGAUUUGCAAAUUUCGCCUGGUCGCGAAAGUUCGGCGUUCAAGAGUUUGCCAAAAUACAAUCGGCUAUUUUGGGAAGUAUUAAACGUUUUUGGCAAAGUCGUGAGACCAUGUGCUGAGUUUACCCGCGAACUGUCAGUGAGAAUGGACAUGUGAAAAAAACUUCCGCAAAGUUUUCAAAAAAAAUACCUGGUGAAAAGUGCUGUGACCAACUCGAACCAGAACAACAGGACUUACCAUCAAUUUAGACUUUCGUCUUUACGCGCGCUCAAAGCGAUCUUCUCAUCGGGUGGCUUCUUGGAAAAGAGCCCCAGUGUUUCCUCGUUGAGCAGUGAACUAAUAAAGCCGCCAAAAUUAACGCCAUAAUGAACUCGUAUUUUGAACAAGGUGGGUUCUACGGCAGCCACCAUCACCAGAGUGCCAGCGCGGUUUCUGGUGCUCACCACCAUGACCAGAGCGCGGCGGCGGCAUACCGUCCCUUUCCGUUGAGUCUGGGCAUGUCGCCGUAUGCCUCCUCGCAACAUCACCAUCACUCCCUGCAUCAAGCUCGACCACCACAGGAUUCACCUUACGAUGCAUCGGUAGCAGCCGCCUGCAAACUUUACUCCUCAUCGUCAUCGGACGGGCAACAAAAUUCCAACUACAGCACCUCCAAUACCAAACCGGAUUGCUCAAAGGGCAAUUCCGGCGGUGGCGACCAGAAUGGUUACGCUUCGGUGGUAGCGGCGGCAGCCGGAGUAAAAGACGUGUGGCAAAGCGCCAGCUCCGGAGGUGGUGCGAGUCUUACCAACAGCCUCUCAGGACCGGUACGUCCUUCAGCCUGCACGCCCGAUUCUCGGGUCGGUGGUUAUGGUUCCUCCGUCGGUCUAGUCGGCGGCGAUCCCUCAUCAAGUCCUGGUGCGGCGGGCGGCGGUCGAUCCUCAAACGCGCUCAGCUCAUGGAACAAUCCCUGCACACUGAACUCGUCCUCAUCGCAACCUGUCGGCACCCAGCUUCAUCAGCAGUCGAAUCACACCUUCUACCCCUGGAUGGCUAUAGCAGGAGCGAACGGAUUACGCCGUCGGGGUAGGCAGACCUACACACGAUACCAGACGCUGGAGCUCGAGAAGGAAUUCCACACGAACCACUACCUGACGCGGCGGAGACGCAUCGAAAUGGCGCACGCGUUGUGCCUCACCGAACGACAGAUCAAGAUCUGGUUUCAAAAUCGCCGCAUGAAGCUGAAGAAGGAGAUCCAGGCGAUCAAGGAGCUCAACGAGCAGGAGAAGCAGGCGCAAGCACAGAAGGCGGCGGCGUCGAUAGUGGACCAGAACUAGUGCUGGUCGUAGAUGUGCACCUUGGGCGAUGCGAAGCGGCGACGGUUUUCGGACUCCUAGGAGACAAGAUCGGUGAAUUAAAAUCGACGACAAAAUCAGUAAAACCCUCGCCGGUUUGACACUAAGUUACACAUUUGCUAAAUGAAAUUCUGCACAUACGUAACGUUUUCCACGCUCGUCAUCUCAUCCAUUGCGGGUGGCUGUUUGCAAGAAGGGGAGCACCAGCACCAUUUGAGGAGCAUUCGCCAGCAAAACUCAGAUGACGCGCGGAAAGCCACGAAACUUAUAUACGUACUACGCCAAACUUGGACCCAACUUGUGAAAAUUGUGUAUACUUUUAAAUGUAGGUGUAUAAAAUGAUAUGAAAUUUACAUAUAGCACGUAAUUACGAUAUAAUAUAUUGAAUGAUAAUAUUGUAAACUAAAGAUGUACGCGCUGAAUGCGAUCGCAACAGCGAAAACAAUUAUACGUAAAUCGAAGUGGGCUGCUGCUGUGCGCAACGAGAAAAAGAUAUUAUAUGAAGAUAAUUAUGAAUUAAUUAGUAAUCCAAAGUAUUUCGUAUUUAUAUAUUACCUACAUGGAACGUGCGGCAGGCAGCAUGAGAAUUCAAAAAGGAUUUGGAGAGCAGUGUGUAUUUUUGGCAAAGUGUUUGGAAAUAUUGAUGAAAUUGAAUGUUGGACACGUUGAGAAUUGUAAAUAUUAACAGUUUCACUUAAACGUUACUGUGCAACUGUGCCAUAUUUCUCAAAAAGUAAAUCUCAAUCACACUGAGAGGAAAUUAAAACUCGAUAGUAUUGCAUUGAAUAAAUGAACAAAACAUGUGCAAACAUGUGAACGAUAUACGUAAUAAUCAAUGACAAAACUGAAAUACUCCUAUUUAUAUUAAGUAUAUACGUAAUUAAUUGAUAUUACAUUAAGGAUAAUGGAAAAUACGUAAACAUGUAUAGAAAUGAGCAAGUGACAGCUUUUAAUUAAAUUAUAUUCAUGCAAAUGCAAUUUGUCACAGUGGCAUUAAACGAAAUUCGAAAACUUGGUGACUUGCUAAACAAAUGACUUGAAAAAACCAAUUUGGAUGUUUAACAUUGCAACAAAUUGUAAUUGUACUUUAACUGUAAUAAAUAUAUGAUAUUAUAGCCUAAUGAUAAGUCGAAUGUGCAAAAUAUAGGUAUGUAAUUUAUUAGUAUAUACAUGCAAGCAAACAGAACAAGAUACAGACAUGUGACUGACUUAAACAAGCAAAACAAAACGAUUAACAAGAGAGCUGAGCGAAAUUUAGUUGUAAUUUUAUCGAGUAAGUUUCUUAAAUAAUUUGUGUCAUCAAACGACACAUGACUAUGGAUCUCUCAAUGCUUUUCUUAGCGCAAAUCUAAGAAAAACCAUAAGCGAAGCGAUAAAUUAAAUUCUAUUUUUGCCAAUUUCUUUGUAAAUUACUUUGGAAUACAUUUUGUAUACGCACUUUUUAUUUUAUUUGUUUUUGUUGAAAUUGUUUUUAUAUUUACAAAUUACACUCUACAACAUUGAGUCGCACGCCGACACUGACGCUGAUGAUAAGAUGAACUAAAGUACAACAAAUUGUAUACGUUUUUAACUUUAAAUAAAGUAAACAUAAAUUGAAACUACUACUACUAAUGUGUACUUAAAUACUAAAAUAAUAUGUAUGCUAUAAAUAUACAGAAUAAACGUAACGCCAGUCCUAGCAGCAUUCGAAUCUGGGGUGCAUAAAACACAGUUAAAAUCAAAAUUUCAAAAGUCUUUGAUUCUCUUGCCGCUACCUUGCCAUUGUCUUAGCUCUGCGCCCCUAGAUUCAUUUGCGCUUUGGAUACAAAAGUAAAUCUGUCUGAAAAUUCCAAAAGGAAAGCUAACCACAAAGAAAACCAGUAAAUGUGUAACGGAGGAACUCUGUACCUUGCUCUCCGAAACUUAAUAUGGGCUUUAACGAAACGAUGUGAGCGCUCACGCUCGUGUUAAGUACAUAAGAUAGGAUUCGAGUCCGCAGUUUGUCAGUGCGCUGCGAAGCAGGAGUGAAAUUCUGCGCGGAUGAAAAAUGAACUUGUACAUAUAUAUUUAAUAAUAAAAAUACAAAAAUUCAAACGAAAAAUAAACGAUUACUGACUGAAAGGCGUGUGUGACGGCGCGAAUGUCGAAUGCGUGAAUGCGGCAACAUGAUAUAUUGAAGUAAUAUUGUAAUAUUUCCAAUAAUAGUUAAGGAUAGAGUGUAUACUAUUCGAUUAGUAUAUUUUAUUGUUUGUUUGUUCUGAAUUAUUAUUAUUGAAUUAUCUAUUAUUGUAUUAUUAUUUUUUAUAUAUACACAAGUUUUGUUGCUUAUUUGUUGCUCAAAGUGGAAAAUACGAUAGAACUUUUUUUCAGUGUGUAAUAUAGGCCCUCACUCCCCUGUUUCAACCCACCCCACAAACACUUUCUCUGUCGUCUGUGUGACUGUAAUUUAUUUCAAAUGAUAAAAAAAUUAAAAACUUUAAAAUGAA
Molecule: messenger RNA, 4082 nt
Organism: Dalotia coriaria
Lineage: Eukaryota; Metazoa; Arthropoda; Insecta; Coleoptera; Staphylinidae
Product: homeotic protein ultrabithorax
Exons: 3
Coding region: 649-1599 (316 amino acids)
Biological process (GO): anterior/posterior pattern specification; negative regulation of transcription by RNA polymerase II
Cellular component (GO): nucleus
Molecular function (GO): RNA polymerase II cis-regulatory region sequence-specific DNA binding; DNA-binding transcription factor activity, RNA polymerase II-specific
Source: RefSeq, a predicted model, not a curated record